AAACAAGCUCUUGACUUUAUGAACACGACUGGUCCACAAAUAUAAGGUCUCUAACGAAAUAACUUAUUGACAAAGGCGUUCCUUAUUAUUAUAAAACACAUCACCGCGAAGCGAUCGAGGAAAAUGAAGUUGGAGCUCUUUGUCUUUGUUGUCGUGCUGCUCGCUUUAGCUGGUGGAAAUCCUGUUGUAACAGGUGGAUUUUGUCAUAAUUGUGGUCAUGGAGGAAUGGGCGAUCUGGAAGURAAAGAAAUGUCACCUUUGUGCACGGAAAAAGAAAACGCGGGAAAUCCUCUUUGUGCAACACGUGAAGAACACAAGCCGGAAAUUACGAAAAGAGACGAYGUGAUCUCAUUGGAUGAUCUGUACAAAGGGAACUAUGGUUACGAGAAGAACAUGUACAACCAAAGACAUCUUAUGGUCUAUGAAUAAAUAAUUCGUUUAUAAAAUAGCACAGGGUUCCCGGAACGGAAAAUGGCUGCAAUGCCCAAAUCAGUUAGAAGAUUAGAAAUAUAUUAUAUAACAGUUUUCUUUACUGUUUGAUUGCUGUUUUCGUUAAGAAACAAAAAUGAAAAURUCAAAUAAAAAAUGAUCAAAACGAAUCAAAGAGCAAAAACUGGUAUCUUUAAAAUUACAGUUUGUGAAAGGCAUAAAAGAUUCAGUGAAUAAGAUUUUGAAUCCA
Molecule: messenger RNA, 679 nt
Organism: Exaiptasia diaphana
Lineage: Eukaryota; Metazoa; Cnidaria; Anthozoa; Actiniaria; Aiptasiidae
Exons: 3
Coding region: 124-429 (101 amino acids)
Source: RefSeq, a predicted model, not a curated record